AUGAGAAGAGGAACAAGAGGAAACGCAUCUACCCCAUCUGAAGAGAAUGAGCAGAAUAAUUUUAUGUCCGGUCUUGUUGAUGCCUUGCGGGAUCAAAACCGGAUCCAAAACGAGCAAAUGAGGGAUCAGAACCGAAUUCAUAAUGAACAGAUGCGAGAAAUGUUCCAGGCAAAUGGGUCUUAUCCGAUGCAUACUCACAACAACCACGAAGGAGGCAGCCAGCAACCAGCCUACAAGCACUUUAUGAGCUUCAAACCAUGCGACUUUAAGGGAAGUACGGAUCCCAUGGUGGCUGAAGAGUGGGUACAUUCAUUAGAAACAAUAUUCGAGUUCAUGCAAUGCAAUAACUCGGAUAGGCUGAGGUGUGCCACGUUUAUGUUUAAAGACGAUGCAAGAAUCUGGUGGCAAGGAGCCAAGUCCACCCUCAAUCUCGAUACAGCAACCUGGGAUGAAUUUAAAGCUGUAUUCUAUGGCAAGUACUUUACCUUAAGCACCAGGAAUAAGCUGGCCAGGGAGUUCCUGGGAAUUCGACAAGGUGAUCUAAGUGUUGCGGAGUAUGUGAAGAAGUUUGAGAGGGCUGAACCAUUCUCCAAAAUAGCUUUACCCCUUACAACCCUGACGCGCAAAGAUGAAAGGUUUGUAUGGUCCGAACAGUGUGCCAACAGCUUUGAAGUGCUGAAGAGAAGCUUGAUAUCCGCCCCUGUUCUUUCAAUUCCAACCGAGGUAGGCAACUUUGUUGUGUGCACCGAUGCUUCCAAGAAUGGCUUAGGUGCUGUGCUAAUGCAGGAAGGGAAGGUUGUGGCUUAUGCAUCCAGGCAACUCAAAAUCCAUGAGAGGAAUUACCCAACUCACGACCUGGAGUUAGCUGCUGUAGUAUUUGCUUUGAAGAUAUGGCGCCAUUACCUCUAUGGGGAAAGGUGCCAAAUCUUCACAGAUCAUCAAUGUCUCAAGUACCUGUUCACCCAAAAGGAUCUCAAUAUGAGGCAGAGGAGAUGA
Impatiens glandulifera is the source of this 996-nucleotide messenger RNA. RefSeq lists its product as uncharacterized. Bases 1 to 996 code for a protein of 331 amino acids. NCBI's taxonomy places the organism in Eukaryota, Viridiplantae, Streptophyta, Magnoliopsida, Ericales, Balsaminaceae. The record is from RefSeq and is a predicted model, not a curated record. The transcript has 2 exons.